GACCAUCCAGGCAGCUUUUUCCCCAAAUACACAUAACAGUUAGGAAAGCUGCAAGUUUUCGCAGUUGGCCAAAAACGUCCAGCAGUUCCAGCGCUGAGCCAGAAAAUUCCUGCGAAAGGCUGUCGUGGCAAGUGUUACCCGCACACAUACACAUCAUCCAGAUCCAGCCAAUCCCCCCGUGGAGUGGAGUGAAUUUUCAUUGACGACUGGGGGCGAAAAAGCUCUGGCGGUAGAGCGAAAGUGAGAGAGAGAGAGGCGGCACUGAGAGCGCAACCCUCUAGAACAAAAACAACGAAACAGAGUUCAGCUGCACCACCACCCACCACCUACACCCACACCACCACCACAGCCCACUGGCCAUCCCACAUCCCGACCUGCGGCAGUGGAAUACAGUGAAAGAGGCCAAGUGCAUAGUGCAUAGAGCAUAGAGUACCUUCAUCCUAAUCAUCGCCAGACGAAUUCGUUGAGGCCACCAGAGCACCACCAGCCAACCACAGAAGCAACCACACAGCCACCAGAGCCAUAGCCCAGAAGACGAGGUAAAGGUCAUAGUUUUUGGGGGUCUGAGAUGGGCAAGAAAGACAAGAACAAGGAACCGGCGGACGCUGCACCAGCUGGCGAUGCACCACCAAACGCCGGAGCCCCGGCCGGAGAGGGCGGCGAUGGCGAGAUUGUGGGCGGACCACACAACCCGCAGCAGAUUGCGGCACAGAAGCGUCUGCAGCAGACGCAGGCGCAGGUCGAUGAGGUCGUGGACAUCAUGCGCACGAACGUGGAGAAGGUGCUGGAGCGCGACAGCAAGCUGUCGGAGCUGGACGACCGCGCCGAUGCCUUGCAGCAGGGCGCCUCGCAGUUCGAGCAGCAGGCGGGCAAGCUCAAGAGGAAAUUCUGGCUCCAGAACUUGAAGAUGAUGAUCAUCAUGGGCGUGAUUGGUCUGGUAGUCGUGGGCAUUAUUGCAAAUAAACUUGGCCUCAUAGGCGGGGAGCAGCCACCACAGUACCAGUACCCCCCACAGUACAUGCAGCCACCGCCGCCGCCUCCGCAGCAGCCAGCCGGAGGACAGUCAUCGCUGGUGGAUGGGGCAGGAGCAGAAGUAGGAGGAUCGGCAGGAGCUGGCGACCACGGCGGCGUGUAAGCAAUCUCGCUACAAGGACGAACGUUUCUCGAUUAGUGGGCUCCAGCAGCGGGCGAAAGCAAAGCAAAGCAGAGAAGACAAAGAAACAAAACCAAGAAAGGAAAACUCAGUUAAACUAGAAAAUCUCGAGAAUUGCAAUGAACUCAAUAAUAAUUUCCACUUAGACGAUGUGCACGAGUUGGUGUGAGAGGUUUUAAGUAACUUACGUCAUAAUAUUAAUACUAAAUCUAAUGAAGACGCUCCGGACAAAUUGAAGUUGUUGCUAAUUUGUUUAUGGUUACAUUAUUUCAUGCAUAAAACGGUAUAUAUAAUUAUAAAUAUAAAUACAAAUACAAAUACCAAAAUAUAUGGAACUUGAAUAUUA
This is a messenger RNA of Drosophila erecta, 1499 nucleotides long. Its product is annotated as vesicle-associated membrane protein 2. Gene Ontology annotation, molecular function: syntaxin binding; SNAP receptor activity. The transcript is spliced from 7 exons. The coding region runs from base 569 to 1135 and encodes 188 amino acids. The record is from RefSeq and is a predicted model, not a curated record. NCBI's taxonomy places the organism in Eukaryota, Metazoa, Arthropoda, Insecta, Diptera, Drosophilidae. Gene Ontology annotation, biological process: vesicle fusion; vesicle-mediated transport. Gene Ontology annotation, cellular component: SNARE complex; plasma membrane.